AUGAAUUCUGAACAGAGUUGUUCAUCUACUAAUUUGCAAUGUGCUGCAAUAAAUCGAAAUUCUGAAUUGCGAAUGAAGAAACUCAAAAGAAGAAAUGCUAAAAUUGUAUGUCUCAUCCAAAUUUACAAGAAGAUUAGACAUUUAAUCUUGGAACUCGAAUCCAGAGAGAUUGAAUUUGGUGAAAAUUAUAAUGAAGAAGAAGAAGAAAGGCAAGCGAGACGAUUACAAAAGUUAACGAGAAGACAAUUGGCUAUUUAUCGUUAUUUAGUGAAACAUGAGAUUAUUGUUGAUGAUGACUUGAAUAUUAUCCAUGUGACUAUGGACGAUGUGAGAAAAUAUAUGCAAGCAGUUCAAGAGAAAAUUGGUAGUGUUUUUCCCUCUGAUCCUUUGCAGUUUGAUCAAACUGUUGAAAAUAUAACUUGUGAAGUCAACAAAGAAAUAAAGAAAUUCAUGGAAGACAAAUUUAAACACAAUUUGGAUGAAUGGUUAUUAAUUGGAAGUGAAUCGACAAAAACUGUGGAAGCGGAUAUUUCUCCUAUUUCGUUCAGUGCUGUUCCAACUUGGGAUGCAGCAAGAAUCAAAUUGCAUGAAGCAUGCAGUCGUGGUGAUCUGAAAUUAGAAGACACAACUGUGGAUGAGGAUGAUACAAAAAUGCCACCGACUGCUGAUGAAAUCGAUAAUGGUGAAGAAGAUGAUGAAGAAAGUAUUAACGGUGAAGACAGUGACAUUCUGUUCCUUCAACAAGCUAUUAAGGAAAAUGCUUCUGAUCAGGAAUCAUUGGCCGAUGAAGAGAAUGGUUCAGGUACAGACUGUUGUAUAGUUUAUGAACGAAUUUUAAAUGCUGCCAACAAAAAUGACGGAGAUAGCAUCGGUUACUGCGAACCUACUUCUGCUGUUGACGAUGAUGAUGAUAAUGAUGAUGAUGAUGAUAGUGACGUCAUUAGUAUCUGA
This is a messenger RNA of Dracunculus medinensis (Guinea worm), 951 nucleotides long. The record is from the annotation of a GenBank genome assembly. NCBI's taxonomy places the organism in Eukaryota, Metazoa, Nematoda, Chromadorea, Rhabditida, Dracunculidae.